AACACCAGACUAUACAGGUUUCAUCUUGGUAUGUUUUAGUUGAAAAAAAAACUUUGAUCUAAAAACCCAUUAAACAAUACUCAUUUGCAUAAUCAUUUCUGCUUCACAAUGCAUUCCGGGUGCCAACAUGAAAUCGAGGACUUAUCAAAUUCAUCUCCUCAAUCAACGGGUGCAAUGCAGAUUACCGGCAGCAAUGGGAUUGUUCAUAAUUUUGAUAUAAAUGCUCAAAGUUGUAAUAGAAACCGAUCGAGCUCUCAGAUUGAUAUACAAGAUGAUAGCUGCUGCUCCAUUAAAGAUCGUCCGCUUCCCAUUUUCCUCAAGUUUGAAGAUAUAGAGUUUAAGGUGAAAAUGAGCAAAGCAACUCCUGGUAAUCCAGUGAAAGCGGUUAUGUCAAAGGUGGCUUCACACACGAACACCGAACAAGACAACUAUAAGCAGAUUUUAAAGGGCAUAACAGGAAGCAUCGGCCCGGGUGAGAUCCUUGCUUUAAUGGGUCCUUCUGGUAGUGGAAAAACAACCCUUCUGAAAGUUAUAGGGGGGAGAUUGCGCGAAAACGUUAAGGGAAAUGUCACAUAUAAUGAUGUUCCAUAUAGUCCAGCUCUUAAAAGAAGGAUUGGAUUUGUUACACAAGAUGAUGUGCUCUACCCGCAAUUAACGGUUGAGGAAACGCUAAUUUUUGCGGCGUUUUUAAGACUUCCGGGCAGCAUGAGUCGAAAGCAGAAAUAUGAAAGAGUUGAGGUCAUUCUUAAGGAACUAGGACUUGAAAGAUGUCGAAAAACACGAGUAGGAGGAGGAUUCAUAAGUGGGAUAUCCGGGGGUGAACGGAAAAGAACAAGUAUAGGAUAUGAGAUCCUGGUUGAUCCUUCAUUGUUAUUACUUGACGAACCGACUUCAGGCCUUGAUUCCACAUCAGCAACCAAACUCAUUCAGAUUCUAAGAGAAAAUGCUAAGCUGGGGAGGACAAUCGUCACAACGAUCCACCAACCGUCAAGUAAAGUGUUUCAUAUGUUUGACAAGAUAUUAUUAUUAUCUGAAGGACAUCCGAUGUACUACGGAAAGGCAAGAGAAUCAAUGAGCUAUUUCACGUCUCUAAGGUUCAUCCCCGAUAUAGCCAUGAACCCUGCAGAGUUUCUGCUAGAUUUGGCAACGGGUCAAGUAAAUGACAUUACCGCCCCUGAUGAUAUCGCGACUCCUAAAGGCACUUCUGAAUAUGAAAGGGCGGUCAUCAGGUAUGUGCAACACAGGUACAAGAUCGAACUGGAAAGCAAAGAGAAAGAAGCGAAUCAUAGAAGUUCGGGAAAGGUCCCCGAACAUCUUAGAUUAGCAAUUCAAGUGAAGAAAGAUUGGACGAUAAGUUGGUGGGACCAGUUUUUAAUAUUGUUCAAGAGAACAUAUAGAGAAAGAUGGAGGGAUUACUUUGAUAUGCUAAGAAUAAUUCAAUCUCUUGGAGUUGCAGCCCUGUUAGGCCUUCUAUGGUGGAAAUCUAGCUAUGCUACCGAGGCUCACCUAAGAGAUCAGAUUGGGUUGUUGUUCUACGUGUGUAUCUUUUGGACAUCUUCAUCAAUAUUUGGAGCUGUAUACGUGUUCCCAUUUGAGAAAUAUACUCUGGUAAAAGAAAGAAAAGCGGAUAUGUACAGGCUAAGUGCUUACUACGCGUGCAGCACGUUAUGUGACAUGAUCGCACACGUUACUUACCCAACUAUUUUCAUGUCCAUUUUGUAUUUCAUGGUUGGAUUCAAGAAAACUCUACAAUGUUUCUCUUUGACAUUGUUAGUGAUCUUAUUAAUAGCCAUAACCAGCCAAGGUGCGGGUGAAAUGUUUGGGGCUGCAGUGAUGAGCAUUAGACGGGCAGGCAAUGUUGCUUCAUUAAUACUAAUGUUGUUUCUUCUCACUGGAGGUUACUAUGUUCAGAAUAUACCGGAAUUCAUGCAAUGGUUAAAGUAUAUAUCAUUCAUGUACCAUGGGUUCAGGCUGCUACUGAAAGUGCAGUACUCGGGUGAUGAGUUAUACGAGUGUGAAAGCAUAGGUGGAUGUAGGCCGUUGCAGAGUUCACCAUCAUUCGAUACUGUAAACUUAAAAGGAGGGUGGAAAGAAGUUUGGAUGCUGCUAGGAAUGGGGGUGGCGUAUCGUUUGUUGGCUUAUAUUUGUCUUAGAAGAAAGAUUAGCCAAUGCAAUAUUUGAUUAAUUAAUUAAUUAAUAUCUAGAAUAACCUUUUGUUCAAGAUUAUA
Helianthus annuus (common sunflower) is the source of this 2228-nucleotide messenger RNA. RefSeq names its product ABC transporter G family member 26. Gene Ontology annotation, cellular component: membrane. The record is from RefSeq and is a predicted model, not a curated record. NCBI's taxonomy places the organism in Eukaryota, Viridiplantae, Streptophyta, Magnoliopsida, Asterales, Asteraceae. Gene Ontology annotation, molecular function: ATP binding; ATP hydrolysis activity; ABC-type transporter activity. The coding region runs from base 109 to 2181 and encodes 690 amino acids. The transcript has 9 exons.